Molecule: messenger RNA, 2142 nt
Organism: Brassica oleracea var. oleracea
Lineage: Eukaryota; Viridiplantae; Streptophyta; Magnoliopsida; Brassicales; Brassicaceae
Product: aluminum-activated malate transporter 4-like
Exons: 6
Coding region: 230-1954 (574 amino acids)
Biological process (GO): malate transport
Cellular component (GO): plant-type vacuole membrane
Source: RefSeq, a predicted model, not a curated record
UACGAAUCGCAGCAGGAACCAUGAUACUUCUUCACCAGUCACAUUCAUAUAUCUUUAAUGGGAAGGUGGUAUCAGUCAUCAGAUCAGAAUCAAUGGGACGAUCAGUUCAAUUAUUUGUGCUGAUAUAAAAAGAACUUUUAAAACCGUUUUACUUUAUUUUAUAAGGCCAAUAAAUCACUCAUCCCUGUGUUUAUGAAUCUGUGUGAUCUGCACAGACAAGUCAAGAAACAUGGCUACCAAAUCAGACAUGUUCGGAGACCACACCAGAGAGUCGCUUCUCUCUCGAAAAGGCUGCUCAGACUUCGGCUUCAAUGACUCCGGCAUCAUCUCCGACGACCGUCGUUCUAAAUGGCGGUGUUUCCGGUUCUUCUCCGACGGGAUCGUCGCUUCCUGGAAAGCUCUCUACGACUUCGCCGCCAGUUUGUACGAGAUGGGUCGUUCCGAUCGCCGGAAAGUUUACUUCGCCGUGAAGAUGGGAGUGGCUCUCGCGCUCUGCUCUUUCGUCAUCUAUCUCAAGGAGCCGCUUCAUGACGCUAGCAAGUACGCUGUGUGGGCGAUUCUAACUGUCGUCGUCGUCUUUGAGUAUAGCAUAGGAGCAACAUUGGUAAAAGGAUUCAACAGAGCCAUAGGCACACUCUCUGCUGGUGGGCUUGCUCUUGGUAUAGCUAGACUCUCUGUCUUAGCUGGACGUUUCGAGGAAGAGAUCAUUAUCGUCAGUAUCUUCCUUGCAGGUCUUUGUGCAAGUUAUCUGAAACUCUACCCGGCGAUGAAGUCGUAUGAAUAUGCAUUCAGGGUGUUUUUGCUGACGUUCUGCAUCGUUCUUGUGUCGGGGAACAACUCCAGAGACUUUUUCAGCACUGCGUACUACAGGUUUUUGCUGAUUUGUGUUGGCGCGUGUAUCUGUUUGGGUGUGAACAUAUUUAUACUUCCGAUUUGGUCUGGAGAAGACCUGCAUAAACUAGUGGUUAAGAAUUUCAAGAGUGUGGCCAAUUCUCUCGAAGGAUGUGUUAAUGGGUACUUGCAAUGUGUUGAAUACGAGAGGAUUCCUUCGAAGAUUCUCACCUACCAAGCUUCUGAUGACCCAUUAUAUAGUGGAUACAGGUCCGUAGUCCAGUCUACGAGCCAAGAAGAUUCUCUGCUUGAUUUUGCAGUAUGGGAGCCUCCACAUGGACCUUACAGGACUUUCCAUCAUCCGUGGGCUAACUAUGUCAAACUUAGUGGUGCCGUUAGGCAUUGCGCUUUCAUGGUCAUGGCUAUGCAUGGCUGCAUUCUUUCUGAAAUCCAGGCAGCUCCAGAGAAAAGACAGGCUUUCCGACACGAGCUUCAGAGAGUUGGAAACGAAGGAGCCAAAGUUUUGAGAUUAUUUGCAGAAAAAGUGGAGAAAAUGGAGAAACUAAGCCUAGGAAACAUUAUCAAGGAUGUUCAACGGGCAGCAGAGGAGCUGCAGAUGAAAAUAGACAAGAACUCCUUCCUUCUUGUCAACUCAGAAAGCUGGGCUGCUAUGAAAGAGAAAGCAGAUGCAGAAGAAGCACAAGAAAACUAUCACGAAUCCAAAGACGACGAGACCAAAGUGUUCCAAACACUCAGCCAGAUCUGGGACACUAACACCAACCAUCAUCAGAAUCCACACAAUGGUAAUGAUUCUCAUCUAUGGAUUUCGACAGAGAGCAUGAUGCUUAGGAACCGAGAACAGUGGCCAAGCGUCUCGUUCAUAGGCGGUAAUAUGAUCAAUGAGAUAGAAUCCAAAGUAUAUGAGAGCGCGAGUUCUUUAUCCCUGGCCACAUUUGCGUCUCUUCUCAUCGAGUUUGUUGCUAGGCUCCAGAAUGUUGUCAAUGCAUUCGAGGAGCUUAGCACCAAAGCUGGUUUCGAAGAGCCGGUUACUGAGACACAAAAGAAGAUAGACAAAGCUGGGUUCUGGACAAGACUUAGCAGUUGCUUCAGCUCCAGGGCUUAACAGAAGCACUUGCAGUUUUAAUUAUGGUGGUGAAUAGUUGAUUUGUAUACACAAUUAAUGUAUUUUUUGUUUUGUUUUCAUCUUGAAAUAAGUUCCUAAUCCAUUGCUUUGGAAAGUUAAAAGUAAUACAACUCUGCUUGAAGUCUUGUUGUCUGAUUUUUGUUUGUUGAAAUGCAAUUUUAUUAUUA